CCCCCGCAUAACUCGCUGGUAACUCGCCCUCAGACUCGUGAGUUCACGAGGCUAGUACGUAGUUGAGAAAUUCCAGCGACGAGAGCGUUCGUACGAGGAGCGCGUUUCGAUUUCACCUUCGAAGUGAAUCUUCGUUAUUUCUUUCUUUCGGUUUUUUUCCUCUUCGAACGAGCAACCUCUUGGAACAGUUAACUUCUAGAAACAAGAAAAUAAAAGUGUUGUACGUGAAUUCGGCGAAGUUUUUGUUCUGUAGUUUUACAACGUUCUUUCACACAUCGACCGUUUCGUACGGGAAUUUGGAAUCAAAUAUAGGAGACACGAUGAAGUCUCGGGCAGCUCUGCUGCUACUGCUAGCGACGAUCGUUGGUACCCAAGGAGGCGCAACAACGGUACCGCCAACCCAAAAAUCCACGAGUCGUGCACCCACAACCGAGGAGGUUACUAAAAAUGUCACUCUUCCGGAAAUCAAGAGAGAAAUGGUCAUGCUGGAAACGGACAUUGACAACAAAUUAAUGCCGAACCCACCGGAAUUCAUUCACCCGUUCACCAAUCCCAAGGACAUGCUUUUGGAGGAGAUUCAAUCGUUGGACGAAAAUGCUACAGUGUCUACGAAGGAAAUUCAAGAGGAGCUGGCUCGAGUGAUGAAAGCUGAGGCGCAAAGAUCACGAGACAAGCCGCGCGUCACGAGCACGCACAAGCCACGAGCACGAGUCACUCCCAGUUCUCAAAAUGCCUUGUUUGCCGAUGAUAAAAGUAUUCUCGAAGCUAAAAAGAACGAGAAAGAAGCUCUGAUAGCGCUAAAACUGGAGGAAAAAGAGUUGUCUUACGAUGAGGACAACAGCGACGAUGAUGAUGAAGAUGAUGGGGAUGAUGACGACGACGAGGAUGCGGACGACGAUUACGACGACGACGACGACGAGGAUGCCGAUGACGAGGAUGCCAUCGAAAACAACGACGAUGGGGCCAGCAGCGACGCAGACGACAUCGCUGACGAGGAAGAACUGAUGACCGAGUGCCCGGAUUAUUGCCGAUGCUCUGGUCAAUACGCAGCUGCUACAACAGCCAAAUGCAGCAAACUCAUCGAAAAUCAGAACUUUGGUUCAGGAAUCGCUCACCUGAGGAUCGAGAAUGCAGGCGAAAUAAAUCUCGGGCCACAGGCUAUUCAUUCGCGAGGGUUGCAACAAUUGGAAUCGAUCACGAUUGUCGACACGAAUAUUGUGAGACUCGACAGAAGCGCUUUCAAUGGUACGGAUUAUCUCUUUGCCCUGAAUCUGACGAGAAACGGCUUGAAAGAGCUCGAGGCGGAUUACUUCGAGAACAACACGCAACUGAGUCUGUUGACGAUUUCGGGCCAACCGUUCGAUCGCGAUUGGUUUAAAUCGAGGGACUACAUAUUCAACUCGACGAGUAUCGCCGAAUUGGACUUUUCCGAUAAUUCGAUACUUCGUUUGCCACGAGCUGCGUUUGCAAAGAUGCCCAACCUCGCUUUCGUCGAUCUCAAAAGAAACAAAUUGCAGAAUAUUGAUCAAUCGAUUUUUGAUUCGAUCGAUACGCUCGUCGAACUCGAUCUCUCUGGCAAUCAUUUGAACGAGAUUCCCGAGGGCGUGCUCGACAAAGGACUGCAGACGCUCCGAAUCAGCUAUAACAGUCUGACCAGCAUUGGAAUCCAGGAAAUGUCUAAAUUGACGAAUCUCGACGUAUCUCACAAUCGCAUCAAGUUCAUAAUGAAAGGCGAUCUCACCGGUGCAAACGCCUUGGAAAAAUUGGUCGUUGCUUCCAACGGAAUAAAGAGAAUUCAUCAACACGCCUUCACCGAUCUCUAUCAGUUGACUUAUCUCGAUAUAAGUGACAACAAAAUCACCUCGUUCAACGAGCACCAUUUGCGGACCAACGCCAGACUCCAAAUUCUUAUUAUGAACGACAAUCCUAGUUUGAACAAACUUCCGGUCUUCAAAGUCUUCGGCAACGAAUACGACACAUACGCGAUUUAUCGUUUCGAAUGUGCCAACUGCGGUCUCGAUACGCUCACCGAAGGAACUUUCGACUCGAUGCCAGCAUUGAUGAAAAUGAACCUCGCAAGAAAUCGAUUGGCUCGUUUGCCCACUGGUCUCCUGAAAUCCAUGUCUUCGCUCCGAGAAUUGGAUCUGUCGGACAAUAUGAUAAACACUCUUGAGCCGAAAAUGUUCCUUGGUGCACGUACCCUCUUGAAACUCAAUCUCGCCGGUAAUCCUCUCGUCAGUCUCCAAGUUACGCCAUUCCUUCAAACUCCCGGAUUGUCCAGGCUCGAUGUCAGCAGAUGUCAACUACGAAGAAUUUGGAGCGAGGCUAGACAGCCCCUCAAAUCUCUCAGAUUCCUCUCAGUUCGUGGCAACGAACUGAAACAAAUAACUCAUGAGGAAUUGAAAGCAAUGCCAAAAUUGUCUGGUCUCGAUGUAUCGCACAAUCCGUUUAUGUGUGACGAAGAAUUCAAUUCGGCGGUACAAUGGCUUAUCGAUCACGGUGUCACACCCACUGAAGUUUUGGGUUACGUCAACAACUACGGAAUGGCUGGAAAUGAUUACGCAGAAACGGGAGGUGUCAGUCAGUGGACGGAUCUCGCGAGAACCGUUUGUGACAACGAUGAAGAUGGUCCACCGUCCAGAGACAUGGGUCGCAAACCCAUCGAUCAUGUUGUCACUUUCGCCUCCUCCGAUGACGCUCUUCCUGAUCUCGAUGCUGACGGUCUUCCAGAUUUCAAGCUCGAUCACGACUCGACAUUGGACGGAAAAGUCGAUGCAAUCUGGCAUGAUCAGUAUCAAGAAUACGAGGACGUGAACACCGUGAAAUAUUCUGAUGAGGUUGAAUUCCGUUACCCAUUGAUGAGCCCAUUGGCUUGGCAGAUUCUGACCUCAGUGCUGAUCGCACUGACGCUGAUCCUACUGUUCGUUAAAUUUGCGCAUGUGACAUGGAAUUCAAAGGGCCGUGGUCCGGUGAUAAGGCCACCGAUGAUGCUUCGUCAGGGCCUGGUUGACAACAAGAAUUGCGGCCUCGUUUACAAGCCACUUCAGGAAGAAAUAGCAACGCCGCACAUGUCUAAACGCGGCAGUUUCUAUUCGAGCAGUACUUUCCACUACGAUAAGAUCGUUCCCGAGAGUGUUUAAAAGAUAAAGAAUUUAAGCGACGCAGGAAGUAGCGAAAAACGCGAGAAACGAUCUCGUCACCUACAAAUUUCAAUUUUCCGUCACAAAAAAUCGUUCAAGCAUGCAAAAUUCUUCCUUUUUGUGAGAUUCGAUCGAAAUGCGCACAAAAUUAUCGAGGUUCACAAAAUUGUUGAUCAAUUUACAUAUAUAAGGAUGACGAAUAUUGUCGAAUUAUUAUUCCAAGCACGUUUCAUUCAAUUCGCAGUCUUCCAAGAACCAACCUUUUAAUUAUAUAUUGAAGUUUCAUCCACGAGGAGGAUUUGAAGAUUGUCGGAGACACAGAUUUCCUUAUUUCCCUUUUUCUUUUCCUUCCAAUUUAAUGCCCAACGGCAACGAUGCCAAUCGCAGUUACUUAAUAUCAACAAAAUAAGAAAAACCGCCAUUUUUCGGAAAAGUUGCACUUCUAAAUAUUUACCCAAAAUAAAUCAAUCGAUCGAUAAUUUAAGCCCUGUUCCGGCGUCUAGUUAACGAUACUGUGAAAAAAAGAAAUUACUACGUCGUUACCGAUCAAGGAACGAGUGUCCGAGGAUUUUUUUCUCUAUAAUCCAACAAUGAGACGAGCCAUAUAAUUUUCUUUAUACACUACGACGCGCAGUCUUUAAUUUACGGGAUAAAUUUUAUUAAAAACACAAACACAAGAAUGUGCGAAAAGCACUUUGCUGAUACGAACAAAUUACUAAUAAGAUGGCAAGAAGAAACAGACAUGACUUAAGGAUGGAUGGUGAACAAGUGUAAAAACAUUUGCAAAUUUUAUACGUCAACUAAUUCGAAAAAAAAUGAAAUCUUUUUUUUAAUGAAAUAAUAUAAUAUUCUGAUCAUUUUUUUUUACUCCAAGCAGAAUUCCACAAAUUGUCAUUUUUGAAUGAUGAAUAUCUGCGAAGUUUCGGGAACGAGACGAUUUAAAACUUUCAUUGCAUCCUUAGAGAGAUACAACUACUUAAAAAAUGUGUGCGUUUACUUUAAACUACGCCCGAAUUUGUAGAUUAUAAUUGUACGGUAUUACCAGAGGAUCGUCAACGAUCAGCGGAAAAAGAUACAUUUUGUCUUCUUUUUUUUAUUUGAUAUAAGUAUUAAGAUUACGAUCGUAAAAUAUCCACUAAUUUUAAGAAGGUCGAAAAAUGAAUAAUUAUAUGCCGGAUCGUGCGGAUCAGGCUUACGGUUUUCACGCUAUCCACUGUAAAUAAUAUAUAACAAUUUUAAUAAAAAUAUUAAACUUAUAA
This is a messenger RNA of Venturia canescens, 4399 nucleotides long. RefSeq names its product glycoprotein 150 (gene Gp150). NCBI's taxonomy places the organism in Eukaryota, Metazoa, Arthropoda, Insecta, Hymenoptera, Ichneumonidae. Bases 321 to 3140 code for a protein of 939 amino acids. The transcript has 8 exons. Gene Ontology annotation, molecular function: protein binding. The record is from RefSeq and is a predicted model, not a curated record.